UUUCAGGUGGUAACCGUGUUCACGUGAUAAGAGAAUGAGCAGGUUUUGGAAAUGGUUCACUGGGAAAAGGAAUGAGUGCUCAGUUACUUACUCCCGAUUUGGUGUACCUGGUGACGUUUUGGACGACCGUCCACGGCCAUCAACCAUUUAUAUCGCACAGUUCGAUGAUAAUGAUCCAAGAUUUAUAUUCUUUAAACUUUGUCAUGCUCAGAGAGCUGCUGUGGCUGUUGCUGGAUUUGGUAUGUCGUCUGUUAUUCUUAUUUUUAUAUCAGCAUUCUUCGAAUUUGAUUGGUACAAUCACAAGACAGGAAUCGAUGUCAUGGCACUGGCCUUUCUUUUCUUGUACCUUGGAAUCGGCACACUUGUUCAUUAUCAAGUAAUCGCUGGCAUCAAGAAGCAGGCUCCUCAUUAUCUUUUACCAUUUAUUGUGUCAUACAUUGUUGCAAUCGACAUUGAAGUCUUAUUUACUUUUAUUCAUAUGCUGCAUAUACAAUCUCCAUCACUUGAUUAUUCUUUCAAGGCGGAAUCAAACGUUAUUUACCUAUUUUCGAUCAUUAUGUUGCUUAUUAUAAUAUUAUUUCAAGGUUUCAUGUUAAAGGCUGUAUGUCAGUGUCGCUAUUAUCUUUCCCGUAAAGAAAUACAUUUUGCUGCGUUAAAAGUCGCAGAAAGCAGUCGUACGAAAUAUCCUGGGAUUCAUAUUGUUUUCGCUUCGCCAGCAUUUGAUGUGAAUGAUCCGGUAACUAUUCCCAACGACAAUAGAGUAGCUGAUGGAGUCAUAAUCGAGCAGGGGAUUAAUUCGACAUGCUAACGUGUAUGCGUGCACUGUUGUUGCUAGUAGUUGUCCAGAAGUAUGGUGCUUAGGGACGAUGGUUUGGUCUUUGAAAUUCCUGAGACUUUUUUUUUUGUCCGUACGGCGACUUAAUGUAUCCAAUUAUUUAUCAUCCGUCUUCAUUUGUCUUUAUUUUUCAUUGUUGGUUGCAUUUUUCCAUACCGAAGAACUGGUA
Loa loa (African eye worm) is the source of this 1004-nucleotide messenger RNA. RefSeq lists its product as hypothetical. The transcript has 6 exons. Bases 35 to 808 code for a protein of 257 amino acids. Lineage: Eukaryota; Metazoa; Nematoda; Chromadorea; Rhabditida; Onchocercidae. The record is from RefSeq and is a predicted model, not a curated record.